Messenger RNA from Stegastes partitus (bicolor damselfish), 1391 nucleotides. RefSeq names its product abraxas 1, BRCA1 A complex subunit (gene abraxas1). The transcript is spliced from 9 exons. The record is from RefSeq and is a predicted model, not a curated record. Bases 35 to 1057 code for a protein of 340 amino acids. Gene Ontology annotation, biological process: attachment of spindle microtubules to kinetochore; protein K63-linked deubiquitination; mitotic spindle assembly. NCBI's taxonomy places the organism in Eukaryota, Metazoa, Chordata, Actinopteri, Pomacentridae. Gene Ontology annotation, cellular component: nucleus. Gene Ontology annotation, molecular function: polyubiquitin modification-dependent protein binding; microtubule binding.
CCUCACGGCUCCACGCCCGGUGUCAACAAGCGGCAUGGCGGAACCGACCGUCCGGGUGUCCGGGAUCGUGUUGGCUUCUCUGAUGUUCCAGCAUGUGAACAGCGAUUCGGACGUGGAGGGUCUGGUCCUCGGAGAGAGCAGGUUUGAAGAGCAGGUCACCAUCAGCGACUCUCAGGCGGAUAACAUCCACAUCGAGGAGACAUACAACGUCCAGAAGCACAUCGCCUGCCACAGACUGAACACGCUGUACGGCAGCGCUGGACACGUGAACAUGGAGGCUGUGCGCAACAUGCUGGCGGAGAACAAGCAGGAGAGCGUGAUCGGCUGGUACCGGCAGCGGCGGAACACGGAGCAGCAGAUGACCCUCCGAGAGAAGCUGGUCCACGAGAACCUGAAGAACGUUCUGUCCAACCCACACAUGAUCUUCCUGCUGCUGACGCCCAGCAAGGUGACGGCGCCAGGCUCCACCCACAGGAUGGAAUACUCCGCCUUCAUCUCCCGCAGCAGGCGCUUCGUCAACGUUCCGGUCCUCAUCACCAACCUGGGUCUGCUGGAGCAGCUCGCCUACUGGAAGGUGUCGGCGGGGUGUUCGGCCGCCGGUUACAGCCUCACCAUGAAGAAACACGGGUCCAGGUUCUUCUCGUCUGACGGGCUGCUGAAGGAGGUGAAGGAGGUGAACAGCAUGAACGAGACGCUGCAGGUGGAGCUGCAGAAGUCCUGCCGAGCCGUGGAGGAGAGCGAGCGUCUGGUUGAAGCUCUGCAGGCGGAAGUUUCUGCUCUGAGGAGGCGACUGAAGGAGAAGCAGCAGGUGGAGGCAGCUGAAGAACCAGAACCGGCCCGUACGUCCAACCCGAGGAACGUCCUGCUGCAGGAGUCGGUCCGCUCUCGGUUCCGCUGUCCUCUGUUCUGCUCCCAGACGCUGGACCUUCAGGGAUUCCCUCUUCCUGAUGCUGAUGUUUCCACGGCGACGCAGGUCAACUCGGCGCCCAGCGACAGGAACAGGAAGCGGCUGAGGGAGGAGCUGCAGGGGGGGGACAGGAAGCGCAGGAGGAGCUGAUCGGCUGAUCAGAUCAUUGAUCACCGGGGACAGAACUUAUUUUAUACUCUGGGAAACUGAAGACGUUUGUUUCUGACUGUCGUCACCUUCAUGAGUCCACUGACGUGUGUUCCAGAGUCCAGAACCUGCUCAGUGAUCCCAGAGGAUGGUUCUGAUGCCCGUUUCCAGCUGUGGAGCUCCAGAUGUUCUCCGGCUGUAACAGAACAUCAGGUAGGCCCAAACACCUGGAGGCUGGUUUCGUCGGAGGUGUUUUAGAUUCACGGACGUUCCCUUUAUUUUUCUACUCUGUUGAGACUUUUAGGACGAUUUAAUAAAAACAACGUUUAGUCAUGUU